UUCGAAUAUCGAAGCAAAUGUUGGGGACCCCACAAUGCGAGCCUGGGCUGAAACCCGCUUACGACACGAACCACCUCAAAUGCACACACGAACUCUCCGGCUUCUGUUAUUUCCUCAUGCACCGAAGAAUCGCAUAGUCUUCAGCUUUCUGGGCAAUGGUGCCAGCAACCGAGUACUUGAGCCUGAAUCCGGGACCUCUCUUUCGCCCAUGUACAUGUUUUCGAAUAUCCAUCCGUUAGUUCCGCGGCUACCAUAGCCUCAACUCCAUCGCCAUGGCCAGCGCGGUCGACGACAACUCUUCGGGUCCAGCACUCGUCGGUACCGGCAUCUUCCUCCAGAUCCUCACCGCCUGUCUUGUAGCGGCACGGAUCACGACCCGAUUGAGCUCCGGCAAGCCGCUCCAAUGGCACGAUCGAGCAAUUCUGCUGGCAGAGCUUCUCUCUCUCCCGCAGCUCAUUUUUGUCAUAAACGCAACCUCCUACGGAUUUGGAAGCCAUCAACAAGUUGUUUCGCUCCCGAACAGAACCGCAGCCCAGCGCAGCAUCUUCAUAGCGCAAGUAAUUUGGUACUUCAGCACCACACUCGCCAAAGUCAGCGUCGUAUGCCUCUUACUCUCUCUGAAGCGGACGUCGCGCGCCUGGAUCAUCUUCUCGUACAUCGCUAUAUCAAUUCUGCUCUGCGCACUGAUUCCUAUUACCCUGACCCAGUUCUUGGCCUGUCGACCAUUCUCCGUCUACUGGGAUCCCGCCGUCCGGUUCCAGGCAGUCUGCUGGACACGCCGUGCCAUCGCGGCCAACGUGAUCGCCUUUUCCGUCAUCCAAGCACUCUCUGACGUGGUCUUGUCGCUCAUCCCGCUCACCUUCCUUCUAAAACUCAACUUGCCAUUGCGCGAAAGGAUCGUCAUCUCCAUACUGAUGGGCCUCGGGCUCCUCGCGUCCGCAACAGCAAUCGCAAGGACCGUCAUUGGCGUUAAACCCGGACCGGAUAUGUUCCGAACGGACGCUGAUAUCACUCUCCUUGCAUUGAUUGACCUGCACGUGGGGAUCAUCGCGGCUACGCUUCCGACGUUGAAGGCGUUCUUUGAGGGUUGCCUUGUGAGCAUCAUCAACUGGUCCAGGGAAGAACGUACAGAAGAGGAGGUCAGAGCGACCCUUUGCAAAUUAGGCUUGCUAGACCAAGGGUAUGACCCAAAGACCAUUGGAAUCCAGGUGAGAGAGACGGGUAAGAGCAGCGGCGGUUAGUAAUCGCGGGGAACUCCACCUUCCGUCCCUCUCUUCCUCCACCUUCUUUUCUCCACCCUCACACUCCACUUCUCCGAGUCUCCUUACGGACGGGACCGCAUCAACAGACGGCUGUGAGACUAUGACGGGGGUCACAAACGCUCUACAGAGCCUGCAUAUUACCGUCAAGGGAAA
Molecule: messenger RNA, 1415 nt
Organism: Trematosphaeria pertusa
Lineage: Eukaryota; Fungi; Ascomycota; Dothideomycetes; Pleosporales; Trematosphaeriaceae
Exons: 3
Coding region: 273-1241 (322 amino acids)
Source: RefSeq, a predicted model, not a curated record